This is a messenger RNA of Mycena citricolor, 1404 nucleotides long. The record is from the annotation of a GenBank genome assembly. Lineage: Eukaryota; Fungi; Basidiomycota; Agaricomycetes; Agaricales; Mycenaceae.
CCAUCCUCCUUGACAUUCCGACACUUUUUUCUGCUCUGCAUGAAUGGGGAGAGCUCUUCGACGUCCGCGUCGGGCAUACGGACGGUUCUGAAAUACACCGGUAUCCCGCCCUCAUGGCUCGACAAACGCCCCAAACUUCCCUCACGGAAUUGGCUCAUCUUUCUCUCCGUGACAUCCUCCAUCGUGGGACUGUACGUCUACGACCGGAAACAGUGCGAAGUCAUCCGCCAGGAGUACGUGGACAGAGUGAAGCAUCUCGCUGACGAGACGAAGAGCUCGCUUGCGUACCCACGGAAGGUGGUUGUGUACGGCGCCAAGUGGCCUGGAGACGAAGACCACGACCAGACGCUGAAGUACUUCCGCAAGUAUGUCAAGCCCAUUCUUGUCGCUGCCGCUGUGGACUAUGAGAUGAUCGGAGGCAAACGCCAAGGCGAUAUAGCUGACCGUGUAGCGGAGGAUAUCAAAGCGCGACGACGGCUGGAAGCAGGAAUCGAUACCGAGCCCGAAGUCAACAAACAGCUCCCUGCGUAUCGGACCCCCGUACAGGCGCGUCAAGAUGCGCUGGAGGGCGGGAUCAUGCUCAUUGGACGACCGACGUUCAAAGAGUUCAUGGCCGGACUCAAACGCGGCUGGACGGAACCCAUGGCUAAAGUGGAUCCGGAUGAGGCGCUCGCCAAUGAUUUCGCGGAGGACGGGACGUUCGAUGACGAUUUUGAUGGGGAUGUGGCUGUUGGCCUCGAGGAGAACAGCACCCCUCCGCCUGCUGAACGAGUUCUCAAGCCCCCUCCAUUCCCAUCCUUCUCGGAGCCCGAAAACGCUCCAUUCGCAUCUCUUCCCGAUGUGCCACCCGUGCCGCCUCUCAUUGUGGUACCCUUCGUCGACAGACUCGGGUUCUUCAAUAUCCCCAUGAUGAUCUGGGACUGGUUCAACCUCCGGCAUGACGUACGCAACGGUGCACAGGCCGCCUAUCGACUCAUCCAGGGCAACACGCGUCCUUUCAACGCGCCUCCCGCCGAAACUGUCCGUUUCGCGGAUAUCACCUCCGUGUCGGAGGGCGCGACCUCAGACCUCGACUUCGACCGCGCUUCCGAGAGCCAUCUCAAGUCCUCACUGGCUAAAAUCCCAGCUGAGACGGAAAAGAACCGAGAAAAGUACUACUCUGAGCUCAAGACCAAGCUGGCCACCGCGAGGGCGCUGGCUCGCGGGACCCGGGAACCCACUAAAGAAGAGGUCUCGAAUCCACCACCGACGGAAGUCGAAUUGCGAGACGAAAGACUCAAAAAGGAGAAGAGAUGGCGAGGAGAUGUUCGUGGCUGGCUUGUCGUAGCGCCUUCGACGCCGGUGGCAUGGGAUGAGAGAUUCCGGGGACUGCUCAAAGUCUACGCUGACAAAGAUGAAGAGUAA